AUGCUCAGAGCAUUAUGUAGAAAGGGUCAGUUGAAGGAGGCGUUGCACAUUAUGUUUACUGCAUACAAACCCCCUGAAGAUUUCUCUACAUAUCUUCAAUUAUUGCAGACCUGUGUUCUCAAGAACGCACUUUUACAGGGUAAAAAUGUCCACUCUUUUAUCGCUCACAGGCGAUUUGCGUUUACUACAUACCCAACAUUUCGGAAUAAGCUUAUUUACAUGUAUGUUAAUUUGGGAAGUUUGGUAGAUGCUCGAAAAGUGUUCAAUCACAUGGAAGAGCGAGACAUUGACUCAUGGAAUAGCAUUAUUGCAGCGUACAGAAGACAUGGGUAUCCUCACGAGGCAGUUUCACUGUUUCACCAAAUGCAAGAAAUGGGUUUCCAACCUGAUCAAUUUACAUUUGCCAACGUACUUCCAGCUUGUGCUAAAUUGGGAGCGUUGAAACAGGGAUAUGCACAAAAUGGAUUUGUUGACAAGGCUCUAGAAAUUUUCAAGCAAAUGCAAUUCGUAGGUGUAAAGCCGAAUUCCACAACCUUUGCCAGUAUCCUCGCUGCCUGUGCUAAAAUGGGAGAUUUGGAACAAGUUGCAACUGCCCUGCUAGACAUGUAUGCAAAAUGUGGAAGCAUAGACAAGGCAAGUGAACUGUUUAACAGAAUGCCUCUAAAAGUUGCAACUGCCCUAGUAGACAUGUAUGCAAAAUGUGGAAGCAUAGGGAAGGCGCGUGAACUGUUCGACAAAAUGCCUCAAAAAAAUGUGGUCUCAUGGACUGCGUUGAUUACAGGAUAUGCACAUAUUGGAUUGGUUGAAAAGUCUGUAGAAACUUUCAAGCAAAUGCAAUUGGCAGGCGUAAAGCCAGACUCUGCAACCUUUGCCAGCGUAUUUUCUGCCUUUGCCAAAAUGGGAGCUUUGAAACAGGGUAUUGACAUCCACCAAAGCAUAAAGGAUAGAGGAAUUUUAUCAAAUGUUAUAGUUGCAAGUGCCCUGGUAGACAUGUAUGCAAAAUGUGGAAGCAUAGUUAAGGCGCGGGAACUCAUCCUUCCUGCCUGUGCCAAAAUGGGAGCUUUGGAACAAGGUAUACUCAUCCAUCGAAGCAUAACGGAAGGGGGAUUUUUGUCAGAUAUAGCAGUUGCAACUGCCCUGGUAUACAUGUAUGCAAAAUGCGGAAGCAUAUACAAGGGGACAGAUCCCAUCCACAGACCGGAGAUUUAUGCAAAGUUGGAGGAAUUGACUUGGGAGAUGAAGGCAGCAGGGUAUUCCAGAUUCAAGACAUCUACCUGA
Molecule: messenger RNA, 1278 nt
Organism: Cryptomeria japonica (Japanese cedar)
Lineage: Eukaryota; Viridiplantae; Streptophyta; Pinopsida; Cupressales; Cupressaceae
Product: pentatricopeptide repeat-containing protein At1g14470
Exons: 6
Coding region: 1-1278 (425 amino acids)
Biological process (GO): RNA modification
Molecular function (GO): protein binding; RNA binding
Source: RefSeq, a predicted model, not a curated record